AUGGCACCAAAUCCACUUGCCAAUUGGGAAAAGAUUGGAAACAGCUUCUAUCGCAAGAUCGCAGUCUAUGACGCCAUCUUUGAGGAUGAAGUGGAGUUAGAAAACUACCUUGUCGCGGGUGCCCCCUACGGUGGAGCGAUUGCAUUACACCGCGACGAGACCAAGCCGCUAAGGUUGCGAGAUGGACAGGGGUCUCGCUCGACUGUUGACGUUCAUUCUUGUUCUGGACAACGUAUCAACCGGAUCAAUUGGGAGCAAGCCACAAUCAGAGGGUUGGGCUGGUCUGACAAGGAAGAGCUGUUAAUUGUCUCCGAGGACGGCACGGUACGACGAUAUCUCGGGCUAGAUGGCGAGUUCACGUCCUUCUCACUUGGCAAUGUGAGUAAAUCUUCCUCCGAUGAAAGUGCAAUGCUGAUUAUGCACCAGGGUGCUGAGGAAUAUGGUGUGAGAGCUUGUCAGUUCUGGUCGUCAGGUCUCGUGGCAUUGCUUUCCAAUAACCAACUAAUUGUUGUAUCCAAAUAUGAUGAGCCGCGUCCACGACUCUUGGCACCUUGUCCAGAGGGCGAGGUAUCUUCUUGGACAUUGAUACCCCCAGCUCAUACUUUGUCGCGUUCCGUCGAGGUUCUUUUGGCAGUUGAUAAAGCAGUCUUCUUGAUUGAUACAACGGAAGCAGAAGAAAAAAUAUCACAAAAUGGACCCUUCAAGCAUAUCAGCGUAUCCCCCGAUGGGCUAUCUGUUGCGCUUUUCACCGCAGAAGGGAAACUAUGGGUUGUCAGCAACGACUUCCAAAGCGAACCCAGUGAAUAUGACUCAAAAUCACGGGUACCGCCAAGCACAGUGACUUGGUGUGGCAAGGAUGCAGUGAUUCUGGCCUGGGAGGAUGAAAUUCACCUUGUAGGGCUGAAUGGAGUUGCGUCGAAAUACUAUUAUGACGGCCGCGUUCAUGUGAUCCCUGAAUUUGAUGGGGUUCGCUUGAUCACCAACGACACAUGUGAAUUUUUACACAAGGUCGCAGGUGUCACUGAAGAGAUAUUCCGCCUUGGCUCUUCUUCCCCCGCUUCGGUGCUUCUGGACUCGGUAGAUCAACUAGAGAAGAAGUCGCCCAGGGCUGAUGAGAACAUCCAGCGAAUCCGAUCGAGUCUGCCCUCGGCGGUCGAUACAUGCAUAAAAGCAGCAGCCCUUGAAUACGAUGGCUUCUGGCAAAAGCGCCUUUUGAAAGCUGCCUCGUUUGGCAAGUCCGUUCUUGAUCUCUAUAAUAGUGACGAAUUUGUUGAGAUGACCGAAAAGCUGCGCGUUCUCAAAUCGUUGAGAGACUACAGGAUUGGCUUGCCGCUGACCUAUGAGCAAUACCUACGCCUCACGCCAGAUGGUCUCAUUGAACGCCUGAUCAACCGUCAUGAGUAUCUGCUCGCAAUUCGGAUUUCAGAAUACCUUCAAAUUCCCGCAGACAGAGUCUAUGUUCAUUGGGCCAGUCAAAAGGUUAAGGUGUCAACUGUCGAUGAUGAAGCCGUGUGCAAACUGAUUGUGCAAAGACUUGAUGGCAAACCAGGAAUCUCUUUUGAGGCAAUCGCCCAAGCGGCCUACAAUGAGGGUCGAUCUCAUUUGGCUACCCAAUUGCUAAACCAUGAACCUCGGGGUGGCAAGCAAGUUCCUUUGUUGUUAAAUAUGGAAGAAGAUGAGCUUGCCCUUGACAAGGCUAUCGAAAGUGGAGAUGACGACCUGGUGAACUACGUCCUUUUACACCUCAAGAGCAAGCUCCCUUUAGCAAGUUUCUUUCGACUCAUCAAUACUCGUCCCAUGGCAUCUGCGCUCGUUGAGACAGCUGCACGAGGCGAAGACACAGAACUACUCAAAGAUCUUUUCUAUCAAGAUGAUCGACCCAUUGAUGGAGCCAAUGUGCUAUUAACCGAGGCACUACGCGAGUCUGAUCGGGCACGCCAAGCGGAAAAGCUACAACUGGCAGCUCGCCUUUUGUCGGAUUCCAAGGAGCCUACUGUUGUUUUGAACCAAAAAUUAGUCACCGAAGCUUCUCAGCUUCUGAAAGCCCAAGAGGCAUUGGACAAAGACUUGGCAGAUAACAGCGAGUACCUUGGUCUCAGUCUAAAUGAGACAAUUUAUCGACUUAUUCGAGCGGGCUACAGUAAGAGAGCACAGAAGAUCCAGAGUGAAUUCAAAAUGCCGGAGAAGACAUUUUGGUGGCUAAGAUUGAGAGCAUUGGUGGCAAAACGUGACUGGGGGGAGCUGGAGGAAAUCGCUAAGGUCAAGAAAUCCCCAAUUGGGUGGGAGCCUUUCUACAACGAGAUUUUGGGUGCUGGAAACACAAAGCUUGCUUCAGGGUUUGUGCCGAAGUGCACACACUUGCCUCCUGCCGAGAGAAUUGAAAUGUGGGUAAAGUGCGGAAUGAUAGUGAAGGCGGGAGAAGAGGCGCAAAAGGCCAAGGACCUCAACACUCUGGAACUCCUCCGGACCAAGGCAUCUGGCCCCGCAGCCACCGAGAUCGAGCGCAUGAUCAACCAACUAAGGCCGAGGAAAUGA
This is a messenger RNA of Penicillium salamii, 2535 nucleotides long. The record is from the annotation of a GenBank genome assembly. Lineage: Eukaryota; Fungi; Ascomycota; Eurotiomycetes; Eurotiales; Aspergillaceae.